AAUAAAAAAAAUAUUAUUCACGAUCAUGAUUUAAUUUAAAAAUUUAGACACUUUCAUAUUUGCCAAAAUUCAAUUAACACUUUGAAUAUUAAAUUUGAGAACGGUACUAUAUUACACACCUCACUGGCACUUGAACUAAUUUUAUGUGAAUUUGUUUGAUUAACUGGAUUUCUGCGAGUUUGUAUAAAAAGCCAGAAAAAAUCUAAAAUAUUCACACUUCUCACUGAGCUUUCCAACAAUUGACUUGUAAACAUUUAAAUAAAAUGAAUUGCCUUAUUAUAUUAUCAUUCCUGAUUGCAAGCUGCUUAGCUGUACCUGUACCAGACUGUGCCGAUGACAUCAAGACACAGUUAAGAAUUAAUACUGAUAUCACAAAUGAACAGGGCGAGGCAGCUCAACCAAUUAUUUUAAACCUGCAACAGGACCCAAAUAAUGAAUCAUCUGCAAAAAUUGGUUUAUUGGGUUGGUUGUUCAACAGACCGAAUAAUGGUGUUGGUAUUUGGUCAAAAUUCACAACAACCACAACAACUGCUGCAACAACUGCUGCAACAACUGCUGCGACAACUGCUGCAACAACAGCUGCAACAACUGCUGCAACAACAGCUGCAACAACAGCUGCAACAACUGCUGCUACAACUGCUGCAACAACUGCUGCAACAACAGCUGCAACAACUGCUGCGACAACGAUGAUGGGUUAA
Episyrphus balteatus (marmalade hoverfly) is the source of this 698-nucleotide messenger RNA. RefSeq lists its product as uncharacterized. The transcript is spliced from 2 exons. The coding region runs from base 264 to 698 and encodes 144 amino acids. Lineage: Eukaryota; Metazoa; Arthropoda; Insecta; Diptera; Syrphidae. The record is from RefSeq and is a predicted model, not a curated record.